This is a messenger RNA of Mollisia scopiformis, 2811 nucleotides long. RefSeq lists its product as uncharacterized. The transcript is spliced from 3 exons. Lineage: Eukaryota; Fungi; Ascomycota; Leotiomycetes; Helotiales; Mollisiaceae. Bases 1 to 2565 code for a protein of 854 amino acids. The record is from RefSeq and is a predicted model, not a curated record.
AUGGAGACCAUUUCUUUUCUGGAGGGCGUGCAAAGCAAAGUAUACCACAACCUGCGCGACAGGGAAACCCGAUUGGUCAAGGUCCUCCGCGGCAAAUGGACAGACAGAAUACAGUGCCAGCUAUACCAAGCCUUUUUAUCCCGCAACCCCGUUUACAAAGCUCCGUCGUAUGCGUGGAGCUCUCCAAAGGCCACUCGACCUAUUGUUGUAGAUGGGCACCAGUUCCAAGUCACUGUCAACCUCGAAUCUGCUCUUCGACGGCUUCGACGCAAUGACGAUGAUCUUUGUCUUUGGGUGGACGCACUCUUCAUUGUCUAUCUCGGCGAAGUCCCACAUCUAAGCCCUACAGCGUUGAUGAAAUCUCUAGUGUCUUCUACUACGCAUUUCAAAUGCGAUGCCAGCGAUGAAGAUAAGAUGGUGGAUUUUCGUGCUCGAUGUACUGCUCACGCGCCUCUUGCCGGCAAAAGCAGAUUGGACAACGCUUUUGAGGUCUUUUGCUUUCUUCGACUUCUCUCUGCAACUCGAGGGUUGAGUCGUUUUCCGGCAUUCAGUACUGACUCUCAACGAUCUACUGAUGACGACUAUCAACGCAAACUCUUCGAGGGACUGAGACAGAUGAUGCUAUGCCGAUGGUGGAACAGGAUCUGGGUUAUCCAGGAGAUAGUUGUUCCUCAGCGUGUGACUAUGGUCUACGGGUCUGCUUCAGCGCCUUGGGAAAUGUUCGUCACUGCUGCUCAAUGGAACUCGUAUAAUCGAUCCUCUGUAUAUCCAUUGCCAUUGCCCCAUGAGUACUCAUCCGUCCUCACAUAUUUUAGUCAAAUUGUUCUAGACAUUGACUGCAUGCGUACGGUGUGGCGACAUGAGAAGGAGUGUGAUCUUCUAUCACUUAUGCGGCGAUCUAGUGGUCGAAAAGCAAGCGAUGAUCGUGACAAAGUCUUUGCACUCCUCGGUCUGGCUCGUGGGCAGACUUCAAUCGUCCCCAAUUACUCCCUCAACGUGCCUGAGGUCUUCAAGGAAACAGUCUUGGAUCUCAUAAGGACAACCAGAUCGCUAGAUGUACUCGCUGGAGACCUUGGCAGGAAAGACCGGCAAGAUCUUUCCUCGUGGGUUCCAGACUGGAGUGCUACGUAUGAUGAUCUUGAUCGUCGUCGAGCCGAUAAUACGUUUAAGUAUAAUGCAACUAAUGGAUGCGUUGUCUACGAUGAAAAGACUGGUAUCCUCGGAUACUUGGAUGUGCUAGCGUCACUAUCAGGCAGAACAUCACUGAAAGAAGUGACCGGUACCGGGAGCACCGAUCAAAUCGUCGAACGAUUCAACAAUAUUUUAGGAACCUCCGAUUGGACGGAUUGGUUACCAUCUGUUACUGAUCGAGAUAGUCCAAAGGAGGAGCUAUGUUUGAAAGCCGUCCAGAAAUUUGAACAUGCUCGUGGAAAAGCAGUGUCCUUGAAGAAUUGGAAGCACGUUCUUGAGCUGUCAGGAGUAGCCAUUGACAGAGUCGCAGUGAUCGGAGAGACCGCAUUUUCGGACGGGCUCUUAGUGUCGGUUGUACGGUCAUGGGCACGCUUAUUAGUUGACCAUUUCGGGCCACACAAUAAAGCCAAAGAGUAUAUCCGUACUUCUUAUGGAUUAGGUGAUGCCUUCAGAAGGACAAUUUGCGCUGAUACGGUCACUACGGAUUCUGGUACUAGACGCUUCACCAUCGAGCCCUUGAUAAAUGACGACCAUGAAUCAGUCACUACUUGGUUGCUGCAAGGAGGUCCCAACCAUUACCUGGCCGGCGAGCUGGCUUGGAAGAUAUUGUUCGGAGAUCUCGGAGACCAAAACAAUGCUGAGGCUGGAAAACCAGUAUCUUCAAGCAUCGAUAAUACAAUCCGAUUAGCGACAGCUCGACGAACCUUUUUCAUCACCGAGCGUGGCUAUAUUGGACUUGGGCCUGCAAGAAUGCGUGCUGGUGACCGUUUGUGUGCCCUUCUUGGCGGCCAGACUCCCUUCAUUCUCCGCAAACAUAUUUCAGCACCUCGUUUCGAGGUAAUCGGCGAUUGUUACACACAUGGGUUGAUGGACGGCGAAGCCAUGAAUAUGUGGAAAGACCUUAUCAACACCACGAAGGGCAUCAACGCUACUCUUCAAAGAGUGGCCAAUGGAUGGCAGGUGGUCUACCCGGAGUGGCUCACACGGACUCUGGAGCUGGUGCAAUUUCAAAUUGAAGGAUCCGGACAGCUUGUUCUUGAAGAAUUGGCUGAUUAUAUCAGAGCAUACUCGUGGUACGAUACAAGGGAAAAGUCUAUUUUGAGACUAUUGAUGGAUGAAAGUAGUAAUGAAGAGACAAGACGAGCAGCAGGAUACACUGUCGACUUGACCAAAUGGAAGUCUCGCUCAUUUAUCAUGACGGAGGCUGCAGGAGACCCACAAUGGGUCUCAAGGCUCAUCAAGGCAGCUGAGUUGAAGGUGGAAGAGAUUGAGAAGGAAGUUGAAGCCACGAAGGGCGUAUUGCUCCACCCUCUUGAUUCUAUUAGGGUUAUGGAACUUGGAUUCAAGCAGAAUGGACGAGUGUCCUUGGUAUGAUGGAGGCCAUGAACGUGGAUUGAGACGAUACAUGAGCUCAAAAAAAUGGAUUAACUCUUCAGGCUCAACAGAUCGUCUCGCACGUGAAUAUAUGGGCAACUGAUUUCCAAAUCUGGUCGGUCAGACUGCGCUUGCUUUAUGAGUUGCAAGUUCGAUAUGUUUAUAUGACAAACUUUUUCCAUAUUUUAAUUUAGCUUAGGCUCAGAAAACAGCCAAUCUUUCAUAGAAAACCAAAGGAGUGAUGAG